Molecule: messenger RNA, 975 nt
Organism: Teleopsis dalmanni
Lineage: Eukaryota; Metazoa; Arthropoda; Insecta; Diptera; Diopsidae
Product: ATP synthase subunit b, mitochondrial-like
Exons: 4
Coding region: 99-848 (249 amino acids)
Biological process (GO): proton motive force-driven ATP synthesis
Molecular function (GO): proton transmembrane transporter activity
Source: RefSeq, a predicted model, not a curated record
AUAAAGUUCCUUCGUUAAAUAAUUUAACGUUUGUCAUUUGGUGAAAAGAAGACGUAUUGAGCGAGAGUACAUUUACUUAAGCCGAAUAUCAAAUAAAAAUGUUAUCGAGGGCCGCAUUACUUUCAGUUCAACGUCCAUUUGGCGGAAUAGCUGCCAGAGCAGCAACCUCUGCAACUCCUGCUGCGGGUGGUGAUGGCGGCUCAUCAACAGAAAAAUUUGAACGUCGCAUUCGUCCAGAACAUCCUGGCAAAGUACGUAUGGGCUUUAUACCAGAAGAAUGGUUCCAGUUCUUCUACAAUAAAACUGGUGUUACUGGACCAUACACUUUUGGUGUCGGUUUGAUCACAUAUUUGUGUUCUAAGGAAAUAUAUGUCAUGGAGCACGAGUAUUAUAGCGGUCUCUCACUAGCUAUUAUGGCUGUGAUUGCAGUUAAAAAAUUAGGCCCAGCGAUAGCCAAAUAUUUAGAUAACGAGAUCGAUAAAAUCGAAGGCGAUUGGAAUGCAGGCCGAGAAGAGGAGCUUGCAUUGCUUAAAGAAGCUAUUGAAAAUGAGAAAAAGGAACAAUGGCGAGCAGAUGGUGCUCUUUUGCUUAUCGAUGCCAAGAAAGAAAACAUUGCUCUCCAAUUAGAAGCUGCCUACCGCGAACGCGCAAUGAAUGUUUACAAUGAGGUGAAACGCCGCUUGCAAUAUCAAGUGGAAUGUAAUCAUGUUGAGCGUCGCAUUAACCAAAAACACAUGGUUAACUGGAUUGUAAACAAUGUUUUAUCUAAUAUCACUCCACAACAAGAAAAAGAAACGCUUAACAAAUGCAUUGCUGACUUAAGUGCUAUGGCUGUGCGUGCUAAGUAAUUUUUAAGAUAAUCGGUUACAUAAAUUAAAAACAUUGCUCUAAAAAUAUAUGCAGGAAAUCAACAAUAUGUGGUCAUAAUAUUUUUAAAAGUAAAUAAAUUCCUUCAAAUAAAUUGAAGUUAAUUCA